CAGACUAUCAGAGAAAAUCAGCAAUCUGUGAGACCCCAAGAACCGCAGGCCCUCAGCUGACCUUCUCCCCUCUGAGGAUGACAAGGGUGUUAUUCCUCUCCUUGUUCAGCUGCCUGGUUGUCAUACAUCAGGCCAGCCUAAUCAGCCGCUGUGACUUGGCCAAGGUGCUGCACCAGGAAGACUUGGAUGGGUUUGAGGGCUACUCCCUGAGUGACUGGGUGUGCCUGGCUUUUGUGGAAAGCAAUUUCAACAUAUCAAAGGUAACUGAAAAUGCAGAUGGCAGCUUUGACUAUGGCAUCUUCCAGAUCAACAGCCACUACUGGUGCAACGAUUACUUGAGUCACUCGGAAAACACUUGCCACGUGGAGUGUCGAGAACUGCUGAACCCCAGUCUUCUCGCAGCCAUCCACUGUGCAAAAAAGAUUGUGUCCAGAGCAGGGGGGAUGCAUAACUGGGCAGAGUGGAUGAUGCACUGUGCAGGCCGGCCCCUCUCCUACUGGAUAACAGGAUGUCACCUGGGAUGAGACCGGGUGCAGGCCUGCUGUGGAGUCAUUCCAAAACUCCUCUCCUCCCUUGGGAUUUUUCCGUUCUUCUUCCUCUUGCCUCUACUUCAUGUUUCUUCCUUUCCCAUUUACAAAUAAAACUAA
Molecule: messenger RNA, 647 nt
Organism: Molossus molossus (Pallas's mastiff bat)
Lineage: Eukaryota; Metazoa; Chordata; Mammalia; Chiroptera; Molossidae
Gene: LYZL6
Product: lysozyme like 6
Exons: 4
Coding region: 78-524 (148 amino acids)
Biological process (GO): fusion of sperm to egg plasma membrane involved in single fertilization
Cellular component (GO): acrosomal vesicle; sperm flagellum
Molecular function (GO): lysozyme activity
Source: RefSeq, a predicted model, not a curated record